This is a messenger RNA of Haliotis rubra (blacklip abalone), 1158 nucleotides long. RefSeq names its product lengsin-like. The transcript is spliced from 4 exons. The record is from RefSeq and is a predicted model, not a curated record. NCBI's taxonomy places the organism in Eukaryota, Metazoa, Mollusca, Gastropoda, Lepetellida, Haliotidae. Gene Ontology annotation, molecular function: glutamine synthetase activity. Gene Ontology annotation, cellular component: membrane; cytoplasm. Bases 1 to 1158 code for a protein of 385 amino acids.
AUGGCGAAGACGACAGCUUCGUACGACUACGUGCGGUUCACAUUUCCCGAUAUCCACGGGCGGUCGAGAGGUAGAGUUGUCCCUCGUCGUCAUGUGCAGCGUUGUCUGAAGACUGGUGUUACUAUUGGAGUUGAUGCGCUCAUGCUUGGAGAAUGGCUUGGAAAGGUGCAUACAAACCUGAUCGAUAGAAACAACAUAUGCAUAAUUGGUAUCCCUGACCUUUCAACUUUGAACGCCGUCACGUGGGAUGGUGAUGAGAAGUUCAAGGUUGCUGAGGUCAUCUGUGAAGGCUACUGGUUAAAGGACAGAACGCCGUUUAAUGUUUGUCCUCGGUAUGUGGCCAAGAAGCAACUUCAACGUUUGUCGGACCACGGAUACAAAAUGCUGUCAGGUUUUGAAAUGGAAUAUAUGUUGUAUGAUGUACACAACAGUCCCGUGUCAGGCCUCAACCAUAUGAGUCACAGACUUCACUCAAAACACAGCCGCUUUCUCUUUGCUCUUGAAAAUGGAAUGCAUCAUGCUGACGUGGAUAUUGAAAACUUCCACUGUGAAUGGAAUGCUGGUCUCUUUGAGGCUGUCAUCAAAGCCUCCUUUGGCAUCAAAGCUGCAGAUUCGGCAUUUAAAUUUCGAAAUUGCAUUCACGAAAUUGCCGAUAAGGAGGACUAUCGAGUGGACAUGACGUCCAAGCAGCCAACAGGGGAAGUUGGAAUGCAUUUAAACCAUUCUGUUUGGUCUGUCCAAAAAGAGAACUGUUACAAACGGCUACAUCUUCCUAGGAAACCAGGGACAAUUGACUGGGACUUUGACAACCGUCUGUCUUCUGUGAAAGUCAAGGUAGAUAAUGAAAACCGCGGGGUCUACCUGGAGAACCGCAUCCCAAGUGGCAUGACCAAUCCUUACCUGACACUAGCAGCCACUAUAGCUGCUGGCUUGGACGGCGUCCUCAAAGGACUAGAUUGUCCUCCUCCUCGUCCUGAACUAACAUCUGACAAUCUACCCUCAGCUACAGCUCUACCGUCCUCUCUGUCAGAGGCACUGCAUGCUCUAGAAGCAGAUAAUGAUAUGCAAUACUCCAUCAAUAUCAUGGUUGGCGACAACAGGAACGGCACAUAUAUGAAAGACAUCAGCACAAAGACAGUGCGUUACGCUGUGAUAUGA